AUUGCUUGGAAGAGUUUCUGAGUUCAGUUCUCAGACGCACCUCCAGUCGAAUGGUAGAGGUUCAGCAAAAUGAACAUCGAUCGCUUAUCGCAGACGUUUAUCUUCGUGGUUUUGGCGUUGGUUGUGGAUAUUUCCGCUUAUGAUGGCCGCUACAGCCCGGUCUUGCGGAACAGUUACAGCAACAUCUGUCCGAAACCGGAGUUUCAGAAUGGUUUCAUACGGAUGCGACUUCGUGGAAAGUAUCUCCGUUUUGAAUGCUACGCAGAUUUCACGCUUGUGGGAUUACCGCUUCUUUUGUGUAAGAAUGGACGUUGGAACUCCCAAGUUCCGAUUUGUGUCAAACCUGGUUGCUCCGAUCUAUCGGCUGUGGAUAACGGAUUUAUUUUCUACAACAAUAUGAAAGCGGCGGCAACAUUGUUUUGCGACAGCGGAUACAAGUUGGCUGGAUCUAUGUAUAGCUAUUGCAAUGGAACUGCCUGGGAUCGUUCACUGGGAAGUUGUCGUCGAACCAAUUGGACCGUGGCAGUGGCCUGCGACUUUGAAGUGAGCGAUCUAUGCGGAUGGGAGAGUGAAGCCACUCACAGGCUAGAUUGGGAAAGAAGUUCUGGAGAUGCGUCGCGCCGGGCACGCAAAACCGGUCCAACACACGAUCACACUACAGGAGAGCCGUUGAAUGGUCAUUUCAUGAUGGUAGAUUCAUCGCAAGCAAAUAUGAACGAGACGGCGCGUUUCAUUUCUCCUAUCUACAGCACAAACUACAGUAAAAAUGCAUGCUUUCGGUUAUUCUAUCAUAUGUUCGGUGACGCAGGCACGCUCGCUAUCUACGUAAAGCCACUCAGUGUGAAUUUGAGAGAAAUGGCGAAGCAAAGCGCACCGUUCAGUGUGAGUGGUAACCAAGGCAACGCGUGGAUCGAGGGCUGCUUGGAUUUAGAGCAGCAAAACGAAAGCUUCCAGAUCGUGAUUCAAGCAUCGUUGGGGAUGCGAUACAAAAGUGAUGUAGCAAUCGAUGACGUUCAACUGUUCGGUGGCUGUAAUUGCAAUAGUAAUGGCACAUCCGAAGAGCCGGUUACCGAAAGUGAUGAUGAUAUGUUUCAAAUAGACUCGUGUGUAGGUCGUUGCGGCCAAGAUGUGUCGGAUAGUAGUGACGUUGGUGAGCGAAGCAUGAUUCAUUGCGGCUGUAAUAAUGAUUGUAACGAGGACAACACUUGUUGUCCUGAUUAUGUGGAGCUUUGUGUUCCUGAUGAGUCGACUGCCGCGGACGGUUACGAAGACCAGUUCAAGUUUCCAGUGACACCGAAACCAAUCGGAUCAAACUCUUGCAAAGCUAUGGAAUUCAUGGGAAUAUUUUUGAUAAUUUUAAGUAUUAUUAUGGCCAUGAUUUGCUUCAGUCAAACUUCUAGAUCCCAGAUAUCAAGUAUGUUCAGGAAAAUAAGGCCAAACCGCGUAGACGAUGCCUUUGGUAUGGCAGAAGAUGUGCAGUACUUGGCAGUGAACGACACCAUCAGUAACUUUUCUGGAGAUAAUGGAAGUGUUGCUAGUAUGCGGUUACCAUAAUCAUCAUCACCUGAUACUACUGACCAGUUCCAAAUGAAAAAAAAUAUAUACCUUGAUGUUGUUAGCAUAAAAACCGAUUCUAUUUCAUUACGCUUCGAGCCAUGCAUCGAACUCAGCUCGAUCCCAUAAAAACCAUUCAAAUGGAGAGAAACAUUUCAGCAUUCAGUCUCUCAGUUUAGUGACUCUGCCUCUCUCUGUCGCCAUAAAAU
Messenger RNA from Aedes aegypti (yellow fever mosquito), 1763 nucleotides. RefSeq names its product MAM and LDL-receptor class A domain-containing protein 1. The record is from RefSeq and is a predicted model, not a curated record. Bases 70 to 1554 code for a protein of 494 amino acids. Gene Ontology annotation, cellular component: membrane. The transcript is spliced from 3 exons. NCBI's taxonomy places the organism in Eukaryota, Metazoa, Arthropoda, Insecta, Diptera, Culicidae.